Camellia sinensis is the source of this 2005-nucleotide messenger RNA. Its product is annotated as DNA ligase. The record is from RefSeq and is a predicted model, not a curated record. NCBI's taxonomy places the organism in Eukaryota, Viridiplantae, Streptophyta, Magnoliopsida, Ericales, Theaceae. Gene Ontology annotation, cellular component: nucleus.
CGAAAGGAGAGAGAGAGAGAGAGAGAGAAGAGAACACUCUGUCCUCUAUUCGGAGGUUUUAGGGUGUAUUAAAGUCUCCUACUCACAGCACAGCACGGCACCGUCGCAGAGAGAGAUUCGGUGGGUGGAGUUGGAAUUUUUUUGGAGUACAAAAAAUGGCGGAGGUGGAGGAGUCUCACGGUGGCUCCGCCGUCACAGAAGAGACCAAGGAGGUGGAGGCCAAGGAAGGCCAUACGGAGUCCCAGAUAAAGCUUGCCAUGGUCUCUCGCGUUCGCCAUUUCAAGGAGCAAGCCGAUUCCUUGACUUUUGAGGGUGUUCGGAGGUUAUUAGAGAAGGACUUGGGAUUAGAGACUUAUGCAUUGGAUGUACAUAAGAGAUUUAUCAAGCAAUGUUUGUUGGAGUGUUUGAAUGUCGAUGGUGACAAUGGGUCUAAGAGUUUAGCUGAGACGGUGGAGAAAAAUGAUGCUUCAAGUAAAGGAGAAGUGGCAAAGUCACCUGAAAAAGAGGAAAUGAAGAAAGAUGUGGAGGAAUCUAGCUCUGAAGACGAAGAUAAAAUGGAAGACUCUCCAGUAAUGGGCCUUCUAACAGAACAUAAAAAAAGCAAAGUUCAAACUAAGGAAACUCGAGCCGUUGAAAAGAAAGAAGUUCCAAGUGAGGGCACAAUAAAAGAGGCUGUUAAAAAAAGAGCUUCUUACCUAAAAGCUAAUUCUGAUAAAAUUACGAUGGCUGGAGUUCGUCAACUUCUGGAGGAAGAUCUUGAGCUUGAGAAAAAUACUCUUUAUCCCUUCAAGAAGUUUAUAAGUGAGCAAGUAGAUGAGGUAUUAAAAUCCCUUAAAGUUUCUGAACCUGCAAGUGAUGUGAAGAAGAAAACUUCUGAGAAAAAAAUUCUUAGCAAAGCAUCAAAAAAGGUCAGCAGUGGAGGAAGUUCUGAUUCGUUAGAUGGCAAAAGUGAGGAGAUAGAAGAUGAAGUAAAAUCAAAAAAGAAAGUUGCCCCCAAAAGAAAAAUUCAGAAAUCUGAAGAGCCCAGGAAGGCUAAAAGACCUGCAAAGGAGACCAAGGUGUCUAGCCAGAAGCAGAUCAAGCUAGCAGAAACAUCAGAGGAAAAUAAUGAUGCAGAAGCUGGUGGAAAUGCAUCUGAAGAUGAUCAAUCUCAAUCCUCUGCUGAAAAACCUGUGAAGAAGAAAGAAGUAGCAGCUCCUGCAUAUGGGAAACGUGUGGAACAUCUAAAAUCAAUAAUCAAAUCUUGUGGGAUGAGUGUUCCUCCAGUAGUUUAUAAGAGAGCCAAGCAGGUAUCUGAGAAUAAACGCGAGGCCUUUGUAGUAAAAGAGCUAGAGGAGAUACUCUCAAGAGAGGGAUUGUCCAAAGAUCCUUCUGAGAAAGAAAUCAAAGAAGUCAAAAAGAGAAAGGACAGAGCAAAAGAACUUGAAGGCAUUGACAUGAGCAACAUUGUCUCAAGUACACGCAGAAGGUCUACAACUAGUUUUGUACCUCCUCCAAAACCCAAAAUACCUGUUGAAACUGAAGGCAAUGAUGCAGAAGAUACUGAUAGCAGUAGUGAUGAAGAUGAUGCUGAUGAUGUUGAAGAUGGUGAUGACAGCCAGAGCGAAGAGUUGAACGAAGAUGAUGACGAGGACAGCGAUUAAAUUUGCAGAAUCUGUUUUGACAGAUGACUGUAAAAAGAGGCCUCCGCUAGGUACAAUUAUGUACUUUGUGUAAUUGUGUUCUCGCGCAUGCGGGCGGUUUUUUUAUUAUUUUUCCUUAAAUGAGUGGGGAUUGGUGGUAUGUGAUAGUAUCAUACUCUCAGCUUUACCUACUAGGGUUUUAAUCUAUUCAGUUUAGGACUCAAAAAACUAGUGUCAGUAAUCAGUUGGAGUCUGUAGGCACAAUUAUCUCUGUUUGGUUAUAUUAUAUAUGUGAUGAUGUGACUAAGAAAUGUGGAUACUCUUGAGUAGUUUUUGUUUUUGUUUGUGUUUGUGUUUGUGUUUGUGCUUUUGUUUUUGUUUUU